AGUGUAAUGUCAGAGUUUGCGAAUGCCGCAUAUUCACCGGAAUGGGACGAGUUAUUUCAUCACCUAGAAUUUAUAGAAAGUUGGCUCUGAUAGUGAAAUAAAUCUUAAUUUCCGAAUGAGACUCAUGUUUUGUCAUCUGCUGAAAGUUGGCAACAUAUUAAUUAGCAUGAAUUUAUGCUGAAUUUCAUGAGAUGCGGUGGUUUCGAAGACUCCGUCCGUGCAGGUUUUGUGGAGAACGAUGCUGCGUCGGUUGAUGAUGGCAACGAGCAGCCGAAACUUCACGGCGAACUUGCGUGGAGAAAUCAAGCCGGGGCCGAAACUGAAGGAAAAGGAUGCGAUCGUUUCUCGAGAUGGUGUGUCAUCAGCCCCCAAUGCCAGUUCUGCCGGUGGUGGACGGACAAGAUUGCGCAAUCAUUCCACCAAGCCACCACCUCGACUUCCGCGAAACAAUGGCACCACUAGGGGUCCUGGAUCGAGAAAGGCUCCUGCUUCCAGUAGCGCGAGCAACAUCAAUAAGAACCGAAACAUCCUGAGGACAGGAAGUGCAUCGUCGGAACGAUCUUUGAACAAAUCGUUUCAGAAAUUGGCGAUCGAUGACAAAAAAGCAUCAAGAAGUGUAACGCCAAGCAGACGACAGUCAACGUCUGCUGGUAACAGUUCAUCAUGUAAUAAGAUAGAAGACAUAGCAAGACGAAUCUUAAUGAAGAAGAGUAAAAACAUUGUCGUGAUGGCUGGUGCGGGGAUCAGUACACCUAGUGGUAUCCCAGAUUUCAGAUCUCCAGGGUCAGGUCUGUACGACAACCUACAGCAAUACAGCAUCCCUUAUCCCGAAGCUAUCUUUGACAUUGACUUCUUCCGCAAGAACCCAAAGCCUUUCUUUGCCCUAGCCAAAGAGCUCUAUCCUUCGGGGAAGUACCGUCCUAAUUACGUUCACUACUUUGUACGGAUGCUCUACGAAAAGGGACUGCUGCUCAGGAUGUAUACGCAGAAUAUAGACGGGCUGGAGCGAUUGGCUGGUAUCCCUGGAGAUAAGCUGGUAGAGGCUCAUGGGACAUUUACGACGUGUACCUGCACCAAGUGUGGUUAUGAGCACGAAGGAGAGAGUGUCAAGGGAACUAUAUUCAAUGACAAAAUACCAAGAUGCACAAGGCCAACUUGCACAGGUGUGGUCAAACCCAACAUCGUGUUCUUUGGUGAAGACUUGCCAAAGAGGUUCUUCUACUACAUGAAAGAUAUGCCUCUGUGUGAUCUGCUUAUCAUCAUGGGAACAUCUUUAGAGGUGUACCCCUUCGCUGGUAUAGUGGACUCCGUGCGCCCCUUCAUCCCCCGUCUCCUCAUCAAUCGCGAGGUGGUGGGGCCAUUCUCGCGCCCCACCUCCAGCCGCCACAACGACCUGGCUGUGACGGGCGACCUGGUGGAGUGCGUCCAGAAGUUCGCCCGGGUUCUCGGCUGGAAGAAAGAGCUGGAGGAUGUGAUAACGCAGAAUGAAGCGAAGCUGGAUGAAAUGGUCUCUGAAAUGGAAUCAAAUGCUGAGCCGUCAUCUGCAGAGACGUUAAAGAACAACAGUAACGGGACAGAUCAAAAUGCCAAAACAAACACUAGCCCACAACGCCUUACAGGGUUACAACGUGAACAGGACACCACAAAUAUACGCAAAAUACACACGCAGAGUUUGAGCAGAGCCAAUUCACAGAGGGCCCCCUCUGCGUCCGUGCGUCGAGUAAGCUCUUCGGGCACAGGGCGGUCAAGCUUGCCACGGAUUACAAAUUUUAAUAGAACUGGUGGUUAUAGGACAGGUCGCAAAGUGAUAUCGUCAAGUAGUAGUAGUAGUGAAUCGUCAUCAUCAGAAGAGAGUUCGGAAGACGAUUAUUGAGUGAAUGUCGUCGAUCAUUAGCAUUUAACACGUUGGCAUUUGCUGGAUAGCGACUCGGUGAGAAACUGGCUUUGUGAGUCUGAACGUAGCAUUGUUGGGAUGGAAGAAUGGUAAAGAAUUAUGAUCAGGAAAGAGGUCGCAGAGCUCGUCUGAAAGAAGUUAUGUUAUGAUGAAGGGGUGAACUAUGGGAGGUGUGAACAACUCAGCUAAGAAGUCAUGCGGAGGAGCAGCUAUUUAUAGUUAUCAUUCAGUCUUGAAGAUUGUCAUAUCGUCGAUGGCAGCUGACAU
Messenger RNA from Lytechinus variegatus (green sea urchin), 2161 nucleotides. It is a transcript of the gene sirt3, whose product is annotated as NAD-dependent protein deacetylase sirtuin-3-like. NCBI's taxonomy places the organism in Eukaryota, Metazoa, Echinodermata, Echinoidea, Temnopleuroida, Toxopneustidae. The coding region runs from base 239 to 1873 and encodes 544 amino acids. Gene Ontology annotation, molecular function: NAD+ binding. The record is from RefSeq and is a predicted model, not a curated record. The transcript is spliced from 9 exons.